AUCUCUACACAUUUUCACCCUUAUUUCCCUCUCAAUUCUCUCAAACAAACGCCAUCUUAAUCUCUCUCUAAACCCUAUUUCACGGCCCCCCAACCAGCUACUGCACCUCGUACACUGUUCCCUUCCGCCGGACGCUGCAUCUUUUCAACCAAACCGCCGCACCCAAACAGGGGGUAAGUGAGAAUCAUCACUUGGAAGUCACUGCCAUGGUGGUACUGGACGAGAAAGUUCCGUCCUCAUCAGAGGUUGAGGUAAUGAACAAAAGGCGCAAGAGGAAGAGACCAAAGAAAAAUCUUCCUUCAACAGGUGCGGAAGAAUCGGAACUUCAAAAUACAAUGAAAGGUGAAGAAGAAGAAGAAGGGAAAGGAGAUGGUGAAGGUAAUGUACCGGAGGAGAAAGCGAAAGAAGAGGAGAAGAUUAAGAAUAAAAAGAGACAGGCGAAAACGAAGAAGGGCGAGUUGGAGGGACAUGAAAGUACUGGUGAUGGUAAAGGAGAGGAUGGUGUGGAAGUAGAAGUGGAGAAGGACGGGGAGAAAAAGAACCAGAAAAAGAAGGUUAAGACUGGUGGUUCUGGAAUUAUGAGCACCGUUUCAUUUGAUUCCCUUGAAUUGUCGGAGAAAACUCUCCGGGCGAUUAAGGACAUGGGAUUUGAGCAUAUGACUCAGAUUCAAGAUAGAGCAAUUCCGCCUUUUCUGGCUGGCAAAGAUGUUCUUGGAGCUGCAAGGACUGGAUCAGGGAAAACCCUUGCCUUUCUUAUACCUGCUGUGGAGCUGCUACAUCGCAUCUGUUUUACUCCUCGUAAUGGAACUGGUGUUAUCAUUAUUUGCCCAACACGGGAGCUUGCAAUACAGACACAUGAAGUGGCGAACGAGCUUCUCAAAUAUCAUUCACAGACGCUUGGCAUUGUUACCGGUGGUUCUAGCAGACAAGCGGAGGCUAGUCAUAUCACUAAGGGGGUCAAUCUAUUAGUAGCAACCCCUGGUCGACUUCUUGACCAUCUUCAGCAUACUAAAAAUUUUGUGUUUAAGAAUUUGAAGUGUCUCAUAAUUGAUGAAGCCGACAGGAUAUUGGAAACUAAUUUUGAGGAAGAAAUGAAACAAAUUAUAAAGCUCCUACCAAAGAAUAGGCAGACUGCUUUGUUCUCAGCAACCCAAACGCAAAAGGUUGAAGAUCUUGUCCGCUUGUCUUUUCAGUCAACUCCUAUUUAUAUUGAUGUUGAUGAUGGGAGAACAAAGGUCACCAACGAAGGGUUGCAACAAGGUUAUUGUGUUGUGCCCAGUGCUAAAAGAUUCAUUGUUCUGUAUUCCUUUUUGAAGAGAAGUUUAUCUAAGAAAGUUAUGGUCUUCUUCUCAUCUUGCAACUCUGUCACAUUUCACGCGGACCUUCUUAGACACAUUAAGAUUGAUUGCAUGGAUAUUCAUGGAAAGCAAAAACAGCAGAAGAGAACUUCUACCUUCUUUGCCUUCAAUAAGGCUGAGACAGGGAUCCUACUAUGUACUGAUGUUGCUGCACGUGGACUUGACAUCCCCGCUGUUGAUUGGAUUGUGCAGUAUGAUCCUCCAGAUGAACCUAAGGAAUAUAUUCAUAGAGUUGGUCGGACAGCUCGAGGAGAAGGUAGCAAAGGAAAUGCACUACUAUUCUUGAUUCCUGAAGAGCUUCAAUUUCUUCGCUAUCUAAAGGCCGCAAAAGUUCCCGUUAAAGAGUAUGAGUUCAGUGAUAAAAAACUGGCCAAUGUGCAGUCUCACCUGGAGAAGCUGGUUGGCAGUAAUUACCAUUUGAACAAGGCGGCUAAAGAUGCUUACAGAUCCUAUUUAUUAGCCUACAAUUCACACUCUAUGAAAGACAUUUUCAAUGUCCACCGCCUUGAUCUGCAGGGUAUUGCUGCUUCGUUUUGCUUUUCCAAUCCUCCGAAGGUCAACCUUAACAUUGAAAGCAGUGCCUCAAAAUUCAGGAAGAAAACGCGUAAGGUAGAAGGGAGCAGGAAUAGAUUCAGUGAGAGCAAUCCUUAUGGGAGGAAGAAUGUGGAGGAUGAAAGACAAUUUGUAAGAUACUAGCUCAACUAACUUUUAGUUUUAGUUCCAUCCAUCAUAUAUAAUAUUAUAUUUGUGGAAUUCAGCAAUCUAUGGAAUGGGAACUCCGAACUUAUAGUCGAGAGUACAUAUUUAAUGUCAGUUGAGCUAUGUUCAUGUAGCCAUAGAGAUUCAUUUAUGAGGUGAUGUUCGUAAAAUAGUUUGGUACCAUGUGCGAUUUUGUAUCCUAGGUUUUGUGUAGCUCAGGGAAAAUUUUGAACGAGCCAAUUUGGAGAGUGACUCAUUCAUAGCUCGGGCUAUCGAGUUUUAUUUUUGAGAUUUUUUUUUUGGAAAAAUGUAUACCGCAUACGUACAUAAAUUUUGAAUGAGUUAUUCUAGAUA
Messenger RNA from Benincasa hispida (wax gourd), 2411 nucleotides. RefSeq names its product DEAD-box ATP-dependent RNA helicase 51-like. Gene Ontology annotation, molecular function: nucleic acid binding; RNA helicase activity; ATP binding. NCBI's taxonomy places the organism in Eukaryota, Viridiplantae, Streptophyta, Magnoliopsida, Cucurbitales, Cucurbitaceae. The record is from RefSeq and is a predicted model, not a curated record.